This is a messenger RNA of Chelonia mydas (Green sea turtle), 6452 nucleotides long. It is a transcript of the gene CHRNA7, whose product is annotated as CHRNA7 (exons 5-10) and FAM7A (exons A-E) fusion. Bases 816 to 2324 code for a protein of 502 amino acids. Gene Ontology annotation, biological process: nervous system process; signal transduction; monoatomic ion transmembrane transport. Lineage: Eukaryota; Metazoa; Chordata; Testudines; Cheloniidae. Gene Ontology annotation, cellular component: postsynaptic membrane; synapse; neuron projection. Gene Ontology annotation, molecular function: acetylcholine-gated monoatomic cation-selective channel activity; transmembrane signaling receptor activity. The transcript is spliced from 10 exons. The record is from RefSeq and is a predicted model, not a curated record.
AGUCAGCUCCAUUUACUAGGAAUUGCUGGAUUUGUGGCCGCCCCAGCGUCUGGCGGCUGUGCAGAGAGAAGUGUCUCAGCAGGCAGGGAUGAGCCAGAGCUCCUGCCUCCCCUGUGCUUCGUACCCUAAAGGAGAAGGCUGCAGCUCAGCUUGGUUGUUAAAACGUGAGCAAGAGUAGCUUGAUCCUGCGGUAGCGAAGUGCCCCUCUUGGAGUGAACUGCAGAGACUGGCAGUGGGAUGGGGCCAGAGGGGAGUUAUGCCUGAGUGACUGUCACAGGGCUGAGUAGCCAUGGAGGGCGGGAAGGGGUGGAGAGUGAGAUCCGCUCUUAGCUCACACACACAGCCCUAUAAAGCUAGGGCUGCUCCGUUGAACGGGCUGCAUUUCUCCUGCUGCUGCAACGUCUCUGCCUCCCCUCUGCCCUGCCUGAUGGUCUAGAGGGAUUAAGGAAAGUAGGGAAAUCCGUUGCGUGCAGGAGGAGGUGGAGGGAGGGGGGCAGUCAUUAGCAUUCCUGAGCUGUGCCUGAGCUGGCAGCAUCUCAAGGAGAGAUCCGGGGCCAGCCCAGGAAGGGAGCUGGGACCAGGAAGAGGAGCUGGAGCCCUGUUCCUGACACCCCGUCCCCCAGAACCCCUCAGCCCUGUGUACCACCAAGCACUCGCCUUCUAGUUUCUGCUCUGCGUCUCUUUCCCUUUCUUUAUCCUGCUCUGAGUGCCUGUUCUCGGCAGCUGCCUGGCUGAUUUGGGGCUCGAGCUGAACUUUGCUUCUGGGUCUGGGGCUCUGCAACUGCUGCACUUCCCCAGCGAGGCUGGCUCUGGGGAUGGGACUCCGGGAGCUGACUGUCUGGCUGAUCGUGGCUGUGGGGCUCGUACAUGUGUCCCUGCAAGGAGAGUUCCAGAGGAAGCUCUAUAAGGAGUUGCUGAAGAAUUACAAUCCUCUGGAGAGGCCUGUGGCCAAUGACUCCCAGCCGCUCACUGUCUACUUCACUCUUAGCCUCAUGCAGAUCAUGGAUGUGGAUGAAAAGAAUCAAGUUUUAACAACCAACAUUUGGUUACAAAUGUAUUGGACAGAUUACUAUUUACAAUGGAACAUGUCGGACUACCCCGGAGUGAAGAAUGUUCGUUUUCCUGAUGGUCAGAUUUGGAAGCCAGAUAUUCUUCUGUAUAACAGUGCUGAUGAGAGAUUUGAUGCGACAUUUCACACCAAUGUUUUGGUCAAUUCUUCAGGACACUGCCAAUACCUGCCCCCAGGCAUAUUCAAGAGCUCAUGCUACAUAGAUGUGCGCUGGUUUCCAUUUGAUGUUCAGAAGUGUAAUCUGAAGUUUGGAUCCUGGACCUAUGGUGGAUGGUCCUUGGACUUACAAAUGCAAGAAGCAGAUAUAUCUGGAUACAUAUCAAAUGGAGAGUGGGAUCUAGUAGGAGUUCCUGGGAAGAGGAGUGAGAGUUUUUAUGAAUGUUGUAAAGAACCUUACCCAGAUGUGACAUUCACAGUGACUAUGAGACGUAGGACUCUGUAUUAUGGACUCAAUCUUCUCAUUCCUUGCGUGCUGAUAUCUGCACUUGCCCUAUUAGUUUUUCUGCUUCCGGCUGACUCAGGAGAGAAGAUCUCACUAGGUAUAACAGUUUUAUUGUCUCUUACUGUCUUUAUGCUACUUGUGGCAGAAAUUAUGCCAGCAACAUCAGAUUCUGUGCCAUUAAUAGCUCAGUAUUUUGCCAGCACCAUGAUUAUUGUUGGCCUUUCUGUUGUUGUCACUGUUAUUGUUCUGCAAUAUCACCAUCAUGACCCAGAUGGGGGGAAAAUGCCAAAGUGGACAAGAAUCAUCCUUCUGAACUGGUGUGCCUGGUUCCUGAGGAUGAAGAGACCAGGGGAGGAUAAAGUACGCCCUGCCUGUCAGCAUAAGCAGCGUCGAUGUAGCUUGUCAAGUGUAGAUAUGAACACUGUGAGUGGACAACAAGCCAGUAAUGGGAAUAUGCUCUAUAUUGGGUUCCGGGGGCUGGAAGGGGUCCAUUGCACUCCGACCACUGAUUCUGGGGUAAUUUGUGGGAGGAUGACCUGUUCACCAACAGAAGAAGAGACUCUCCUGCACAGUGGACACCCCUCUGAAGGUGACCCAGAUUUGGCUAAGAUCUUGGAGGAAGUCCGAUAUAUUGCAAACCGAUUCAGAGACCAGGAUGAGGAGGAAGCCAUUUGCAAUGAAUGGAAGUUUGCAGCCUCCGUGGUAGACCGUCUCUGCUUGAUGGCCUUUUCUGUCUUCACAAUCAUUUGUACGAUCGGCAUUUUAAUGUCGGCACCAAACUUUGUAGAGGCUGUGUCUAAAGAUUUUGCUUAAUUCUGCAAAGUGUCUGUGAUCCUUCAAGGUAUGCUAUGUAGCAUAUAGAUGAGUACAUGGUCUUUUUUUUAAAAAAAAACAUGCCAUAUCAUGAAUAUACUCUUACUCAGUGACACAUUUAAAAACAGUAAAAUGUCUAUAGGGCUCACUCCAACCUGUGAGAUGCUGAGGGACCUUAACUCCCACUGAAGUGUGUAAAUAGGACAUUCAGUUUGUAGGGUUGAGUCCACAGUUUGUGAGCUAUUGCUAAAGUAUCUGAUGGACCAAUCUAAGGCCACUGGCAUUAAUGGAAAGAUUUCCAUUCACUGCAAUGAGCUUUGGAUCAGGCCCUCAGCCAAUAAAUGACACAAGCGCUAUAAUGGGGGAAUACUCCCACCAGCUUAUGUUGUCAGAAGCAACUAGUGAAUGGGGGUGGGAGGGGGCCCAAGCUGACCCUCCUGAUUUUCAGAGGGUAGGUACUCAGCAAUACAGUAACUCCUCACUUAAAGUCGUCCCGAUUAACAUUGUUUCAUUAUUAGGUUGCUGAUCUAUUAGAGAAAAUACUCAUUUAAAGUUGCCCAACAUUCCGUUAUAAAGUUGUUUGGCUCGCCCCGCUCCACCUGCCUGCCCGGCGCUCCUGCCGGGGAGCGGGGUCAGGGUGUUGGGGCUCGCCCCACUCCACCUGCCUGCCUGGCGCUCCUGCCGGGGAGAGGGGUCAGGGCAUUGGGGCUUGCCCCAAUCCGCCCACCCGGUGCUGCUGCUGGGGAGCAGGGUUGGGGCAUGGGGGCUUAUCCCACUCUGCCCGCCUGGCAUUCCAGGCGGGGAGUGGGCAAGCCCCCGACCCCACUCCCCGGCAAGAGCGCCAGAUGGGCGGAGUGGGGCAAACCCCUGUGCCUUAUCCCUACUACGCCCCACCUCAACCAAACUUCACAGUAUCUUUGGUGAGUAUAGUAUUAGUUUGUUUAAAAUUAUUUAAAACUUAUACUGUAUAUGUAUAUAAUGUCUUUUGUCUGGCGAAAAAAAAUUCCCUGCAAUCUAAUCCCCCCCGCCCCGUUUACAUUAAUUCUUAUGGGGAAAUUGGAUUCGCUUAACAUUGUUUCGCUUUUUAGUAGCAUUUUUCAGGAAUAUAACUACAACGUUAAGUGAGGAGUUACUGUACUGAAAAUCAGGCCCCAGAAAAGUGUGUCAAGUUGGGCUCCUAAAAACUGAGGCUGCCAAAAUGGACACUACCAACUUUAAUGGGAGCCGGCUCUGAAGCAUAGAUCCUAAUUUUAACAGCACUAAAAGUGGGGCCUGAAUUUUUAAAACACACUUGAAAUGAUUUGUCAAGGAAUUUAAUUUUGGGGCUUAUACCCACUGCCUUCUCCAGCAAAGACAUUCUUUGAACUGCCAAGUUUUGUUGAACCUAUUCUGCUAUAUUGAUCUAUGUCUUUUUUUAAAAGGAAAAUGCAGGAUUCAAGAUCUCUACAUCUUCAUUUGUUAAAGAGAGACUCGUGUCUUUUUACUGAUUGCUUUCCAAUGUGGCAAAAAUAACUCUCUCUAUACAAACUCAAAAAUAAAUGACAAAUCUAAAGCAAAAUGAGCCAUUUAAGUGUUCAAAAUUAAUGUUUUGUCUGAUGCAUGCACAGUCUUUUAGAUAUAGCAUCAUCUUUCUGUUGACUUACCAAUAUGUAUUAUGGAAAGAAAACAGGUUAGCUUUUUUGCUCAGUGCAUUGUUUAAUGCUGAAAACUCUUCUUGUUGUGCAUAAGCUGUAAAUAGUUACCAGGAAACUUUAAAUAGGAAUUCCUUUUUAGAAAACCAUUCUGUGGGCAAAGUUUUAAGUGCACAAAUAAGUAAUUAGGUGCUUAACAUUAACCAUUUGUACCUUUAAAAUUCUCCCCAUGGAAUGUUAAACUUUUCAAGUGAAUGUGGUGCUCAAGGAAAGUGCUGAGCUGACAUGCUGGAGACUGCAGUCCUGUGUCUACAAAGCAGGUGCUGAAAAGUAUCCCUACUCUGUCCUGCCAGUGUGCCUGAACUAUGAUCUCAGAGGACGGGGUUCUUUUUAGGCAGCAGAAGCUAGUUCAGUUCUGAGAUUGCCAAGAAGGCUGCAAAUUGAUGCCAGUUAUGGGAAGUUUUUAUUGAAGCGGAUAUUAGACUGAGAAUCCAACUAACUUCUCAGACAGCUGUAAGAGCAAUGGGUUAGGACCCUCUUUUGUUUAUUACUGAUUUUAGCUGGUUUUGAAUUACAAACAGUUGAAAGGCUUUGGGUGAGAGCUUCAUCCCCACUUUGGUCCCUUACUGCCAAAUAAAAAGCCUAGAGUGGUGAAAGGGGUCCCUAAAAAGUCCUCUGUAUAGCUGGGGGAGUAUUCUUCUGGCAUAGGGGGCAUGCUGGCAGUGGGAGAGAUGUUGAGCCACAAUACACAGCACUGUGGAGAUUCCUGGCAGUGCUGCUUCCCAUAGGGCAGGCCAGGGAGGUUGCUGUAAUCUAGACAGGCCUGGGCAUGUUGCACCCGGGGGUUUGUGCAGCCCAGGAUCAGGAGGCGCAAGGGGAGGCUUAAAGCUAUGUUAGCUCCCCUCCCCUGGUGCUGUGCCUCUUGAAGUGCAGCACAGAAUCCCACCUAUAAUAUCUAGAGCUGAGCAAAUAAUUUACACUGAUUAGUUAAUUUAGUCUCUUUGGUUUUGAUUUGUCCAUGAGGAAAUCAGUUUCUUACAUGUAUUUCUUACAUGUAUUUAUUCAAAAUUAUUCACUGAAUAAUUCUUGGUUUGUAGAUUGCUCAUCAGCAGUUCAUUAUUUGUUAGUCUCUAAGGUGCCACACGUCCUCCUUUUCUUUUUGCGGAUACAGACUAACACGGCUGCUACUCUGAAAUCUGAGUUUGAGUGGAGUCACAUGGUAUGAUUCCCUGAUUCUAGGAGUUAUGCUCUGCCAAAUGGCUUUCUUAUGCAAAUACUUGUGUUCAAGUUGAAAAGUCUUUAGAGUGAUUUAUUAAACCAUCGCUUAAAAUGUGCUGAGUCAGCAAAAAUUCCUGCUAGCCAAUUCACCUGUUAGCAUAUUCACGGAAGGUGAGUGCAAGUACAGGAUGAAUCAAAUUCAGUUGUUUAGUUGAGUGAAUAUAAAUGGAAUAUAUUCUUGAGAUUUGCUCACCUGCUUGUAGUUCUCAAAGAUCUCUACCAAUACUCUGAGCUAUCCACUCCCUCGAAAAAAAAUUAUUUCUAAAAAUGUUGGCUUAGAAAUCAUUGUUAAUGUGACCAUCUGGCUGGAUAUGGACAAAAUUUCUGGUACAAUGUAAGAUGGUGGUAGAAAUGUUUUGUCAGACUACACUGCUCCCCAUCAAAUGGAAUUUAGUGUUAAACAAAAUGUUUCGUAUUUACACUCUAAAGUUCAUUGUUAAAGUAGUUGUGUAGCCCAAUGGAAAGUGGAUUACAAUCUGACAUUGAGCUCCUAUGUUACCAUUGCGUGUCUACACUUGGAAAAGUGGGACCUAUAGUUUUCUAUGGGGCAGCUCUGCCAGAGCUAGCAACGGUGGAGGCCAUAGUAUAUCUAAAUCUCAGGUGUUUUACGACUGAUAUUUCACACUAUUAAGAAUUGGGCUUGACAGCUUGGUGGUAAGACACCAGCCUCGUGUCUACACUAUAGCCUCCAUCACUGCCAACACAGAAAUGCACCAAUGAUAAAUUAUGAAUCCUAAUUUUCUUAGAGUGGAGACAGCCUGUUAGACAAAUAGCAAGAUGACAGUUGCCAGCAAUUACAACAGUGAAUUUUUAUUUUGUUACGUGAAGAUACUGCUUAAAGUUGUAAAUUUUCAGACGGCUGGCCUGAGCAAAAUAGGUAAAAUUUUCUUGCCAAACUGUAGGUAUUAUAUGUAUAUGUGCUAAAAGAUAGUCUGAUCUAAAUGCUGGGGGAAGUACACUUAAAGCCCUAUGCAUCGAGUUGGGAAUUAAAUACCAUAUACUCUAUGUGUGCAUAAUAUAUAGGAGAUACAUGUUGAUAGUGAUCUGUUAUGAUCUUACACUGUGGUGAGUGAGUUCUCUCAAGUGACUUGUUUGGCAAACACACUAAAAAGCUCACUCUAGAGCGCUGGUAUCAUGUACAAUAUUAUUGGACAAUAGACAUUACUUUGUCUGUUUUUAUAUUGAAUAUGAAGCUUUUUAAUAUUUAAAAAAUAAAUUG